UGUGUGUGUGUGUGUGUUUGUGUAUAGCAGACCACUAUACAGGUUUUUCUUAAACUGAAGUUAGUUUGAGCUGAGAUUAAAGGACUAAGAUUUGAUGUGGCUUCUUGUCUAAUACAGAAAGAAAAAGGAGCCAUGUACUCACAUGGAUUGUGUUUUUAGUGUUGUUCAAACAAUCACAUUCGACCACAUCCUGUUUCCUCUUCUCUGACUUUAAUAAGUUCCAGUGAAAGUAAGGCUAUUGUCAGUGGAGCAGCAGAACUCUUGCUGACACCACACUCAUCACCAUGGCGCUGCACAAUACCUGGGUGGUCCUGAUGCUGGUCCUUAGCCUUCGUGGUCAAGUUCAAACAGGGAAAAUCUUUGGGGGACGCAAAGCUGUCCCUCAUAGCAGACCCUACAUGGUGCUUUUGGAAUUGAAAACUUUCCAGGGAACCACCAUAUAUUGUGACGGCUUCCUGAUCAGCAAUCAGUUUGUGGUGACAGCUGCUCACUGCCAGGCCCGUACCUAUGACGUCUUUGUAGGUCUUCAUAAGUCCGACAAUUAUCCACCUCCGAAGGCCAUUCAAGUGAGUCGAGCAAUUCCGCAUGAGGACUACAAUAAUAAAACAAAAAUUAACGACUUGAUGUUGCUGCAGUUAUGUGAGAAGGUAAACUUCACAGAGCAUGUCAGACCGAUUAAUUUAGCACACCGAGGUGAUCAUCUGCCUCAACGCUGUAUAGUCUCGGGCUGGGGAUCUACUAGUGAAGAGAAUCAGGAAAUAGCCAGCGAGCUGAGGGAAGUUAAUGUUACCCUUGUGAAUAGUACACUCUCUGCUGAGCGCCAUGCGUACUUCUCCCGUGGAGAAAUCGGACCUUCACGAGGAGACUCUGGCGGUCCACUUGUUUGUGAAUGUGAAGUGGCAUACGGUGUUGUGUCAUGCGGAACACAGGACUUAAAAGUGUACACCAAAAUCCCAGACUAUCUUGAUUGGAUUGAACGCCACAUAAGGAAAAAGUGACUCCAGAAUGUCAUCGUUAAUUUGCUCGUGCUUUGUGAACUAUGUUGAUGAAUAAAUCGCUGUUCCACACA
This is a messenger RNA of Gadus morhua (Atlantic cod), 1069 nucleotides long. RefSeq names its product mast cell protease 1A-like. The record is from RefSeq and is a predicted model, not a curated record. Bases 285 to 998 code for a protein of 237 amino acids. Gene Ontology annotation, molecular function: serine-type endopeptidase activity. The transcript is spliced from 5 exons. NCBI's taxonomy places the organism in Eukaryota, Metazoa, Chordata, Actinopteri, Gadiformes, Gadidae. Gene Ontology annotation, biological process: proteolysis.